CCUCAAUCCGUCAUAAUACUCUCAUCCCACUGGAUAUCUACCAGAAGCAGGUGCAACACCCGCUUACGUAUCCACACCCCAUCUUGCCACCUCAACAAGGUUCCUGCACAUCAACUCCCGCCUGAGCCUAUUCCAAACAAACUCCAUCUCUCCACACCGAAUCAAAUCAACCAACCUACCAUGGCCGGUCUCAUCGCUAUCGGCAUCGGUUUAGGCGCCGAAAAACUCGGCCGCACAAUCUCCGAGAAAAGACUGGAACGAAAAGAGAAAAAAGCCAUCGCUCAACAUGAAGCAAUAUACGGCACUUCUUCGUCUGCGCCCCCACCGCCAAUGACGACAAGGCAGCGGCAAGAGCAGAUGCAGAAGAAGCGUGCGGAUGCGCAGCGAGCACUGGAUGAGGCUCGUCAUAGUGACCAUUCUGAAUCACAGCACAAUUACAGGCGGAGAAGUUCGAGUGCAGAGAGGGUAAGUGAGGAGGAAGCGCCGCCGAGUUACAGUGAGGCGAUGCGGCAGGGGGCUGCAAGAAGUUGAUUUAUGUUCUGCGGGUUUUUUUACUUUGCUUCAUUUGGAUUAUGUGCUAUUCGCUCCUUCGGUUGACUUUAUAUCGCCUUUUUUCGUCAAGUUUGUCGGACUAGCACGUCCGAAUCUUUUCGUUUGACGCCUAGUACAAUGUUUUGCAAUCGCUACCAUGCCACUCGGCCC
This is a messenger RNA of Bipolaris sorokiniana ND90Pr, 702 nucleotides long. RefSeq lists its product as uncharacterized. The transcript is spliced from 3 exons. The record is from RefSeq and is a predicted model, not a curated record. Bases 181 to 531 code for a protein of 116 amino acids. Lineage: Eukaryota; Fungi; Ascomycota; Dothideomycetes; Pleosporales; Pleosporaceae.